This is a messenger RNA of Amblyraja radiata (thorny skate), 1626 nucleotides long. RefSeq names its product diacylglycerol O-acyltransferase 1. The transcript is spliced from 17 exons. The record is from RefSeq and is a predicted model, not a curated record. The coding region runs from base 145 to 1572 and encodes 475 amino acids. Gene Ontology annotation, biological process: triglyceride biosynthetic process. Gene Ontology annotation, cellular component: endoplasmic reticulum membrane. NCBI's taxonomy places the organism in Eukaryota, Metazoa, Chordata, Chondrichthyes, Rajiformes, Rajidae. Gene Ontology annotation, molecular function: diacylglycerol O-acyltransferase activity.
GGCAACUGACCGGCCGGUGGCGGGAGCGGCGGUUGGAGGCUGAGCGCGAGCCCGAGCGCGAGCCAAGGAGUUCACUGACCCCGACCACCACCACCAGGUCUCCAGGGCAACCGACCGGCCGGUGGCGGCGGCGACGGCGCUAGGAUGAGACGGCGGCUUCACAGUGGCAGCGGCGGCGGCGGCGGCGGGGGGAAGGCGUCGCGGACCCUCAGCCACAAGGAUCUGAAGGAAAUGAAGGACAAGGUGGAGCAGGAGGAGGAGAGGGAGAACCGCGACUCCGCCGGCUUCAGUUGCCAUAAGCUCCAGGAGUCCUUACUGAGCUCAGCAAGUGGAUACAGCAAUUACAGAGGAAUUCUCAACUGGUGUGUGGUCAUGUUGAUUUUGAGCAAUGCACGUCUUUUCCUGGAGAACCUCAUCAAGUAUGGUAUUUUAGUGGAUCCCAUCCAAAUAGUCUCACUCUUUCUGAAGGAUCCCUACAGCUGGCCUGCACUGUGCCUCGUUAUCGCCUCAAAUGUGUUUGUAAUUGUGACACUGCAGAUUGAAAGGCGAAUGGCCACGGGUAGUCUGUCUGAGGGAUUUGGGCUCCUCCUGCACACCAUUACUCUGAUCACCAUUCUCACCUUCCCUGCCGCUGUGGUGUUAAUCGUGCGCUCAAUAACUCCAGUUGGUGCAGUGCUGGCGCUGAUGUGGUACACCAUCCUGCUCCUCAAGCUCUACUCGUAUAAGGACGUAAACAAAUGGAGCCGAGAAUUGUGCAAAGCCAAAGUGAAGACGUUAUCAAGGUCUUUGUCAGCUCCGGGGUUGAAGGAGAAUGGAGAAGCUGUGCAGUUGGUGGUCGUGUACCCGGGAAACCUGACGUACAAAGACAUGUAUUACUUCCUGUUUGCACCCACCCUGUGCUAUGAGCUUAAUUUUCCCCGGUCACCCCGCAUCCGCAAGCGCUUCCUGCUGAGGAGAUUGUUGGAAAUGCUUUUCUUCAUCCAGUUACAAGUGGGGUUAAUUCAGCAGUGGAUAGUGCCAGCCAUACAGAACUCCAUGAAGCCAUUCAGGGACAUGGACUAUUCCAGGAUGAUCGAGCGCCUUCUGAAGCUUGCAGUUCCCAACCACCUCAUCUGGCUCAUCUUCUUCUACUGGUUCUUCCACUCCUCCAUGAACUUCCUGGCUGAGCUGCUGCAGUUUGGUGAUCGGGAGUUCUACAGGGACUGGUGGAAUUCUGAAACGGUGACGUACUUCUGGAAGAAUUGGAAUAUUCCCGUCCACAAAUGGUGCAGCAGACACUUCUACAAGCCCAUGCUGAAGAAGGGAGUGAACAAGAGGAUGGCUCAGGCAGGAGUCUUCCUCGCUUCUGCUUUCUUUCACGAGUACCUGGUCAGCAUUCCGCUGAAGAUGUUCCGGCUCUGGGCGUUCAUGGGCAUGAUGGCGCAGGUGCCGCUGGCCUGGCUGGUCGGGAGGUUCCUGAGCGGCAACUACGGCAACGCUGCAGUGUGGCUGUCUCUGAUCAUCGGGCAGCCGGUGGCCGUGCUCAUGUACGUGCACGAUUACUACAUCCUCAACUACGAGGGCAGCCUGUGACCCAGGAGAGGUCGCCCUGCACAGCCACCCACAACCUCCCCCCUCCCCCCAUGG